Molecule: messenger RNA, 2508 nt
Organism: Nelumbo nucifera (sacred lotus)
Lineage: Eukaryota; Viridiplantae; Streptophyta; Magnoliopsida; Proteales; Nelumbonaceae
Product: cytosolic endo-beta-N-acetylglucosaminidase 1-like
Biological process (GO): protein deglycosylation
Cellular component (GO): cytoplasm
Molecular function (GO): mannosyl-glycoprotein endo-beta-N-acetylglucosaminidase activity
Source: RefSeq, a predicted model, not a curated record
AAUCGGUGCGUAGCAAGAGGAUUCGUUGCUCUGCUUGCUCGUUGACCCUUGAGUAACUGGCGUGGAUCACUCGUUGAUGUGGGCUCAUCUAUUGAUGGCAGUUCUGUAAUCUGUAAUUACCACUUAUUCACUUCACUUCAAUGCUCACCCGCCAUUCACUCGUUGAUGUGGGAUCACUCGUUGACCCUUGUCACGUUGUUGACUUCUGAGACAAGACCUCGUUAAAUCGAGCACAUGAGCCUUCUCCUUGAAUUCAUCAAGAAGAACAUGGUCGAUCGUCUUCUUAAGUUCUUCUGUUUAUCCGGAAUAGAUCUUGUUCGUCAAUGGAGCCUCCCUUCGAUCUUUCAAAACCCUCUGCACCCGUCUCCUUCCCCAUUAAAAGUCUCGACGAUCUCGAGUCGAAAUCGUAUUUUGACUCCUUUCACUACCCUUUCAAUAAGGCCUCUGUUCCUCUUCCUGCUGAUGCUUCGUCAUUGCCUGAUCGUGCGAGGAUUCUUGUCUGCCAUGAUAUGCAGGGAGGUUACCGAGAUGAUAAGUGGAUUCAGGGAGGAAAUAACCCUGAUGCUUAUGCCAUCUGGCAUUGGCAUUUGAUGGAUGUAUUUGUUUAUUUCUCUCAUAAUCUCGUCACCAUUCCUCCUCCGUGCUGGACAAACACUGCGCAUACCCACGGCGUUAAGGUGCUGGGAACUUUCAUUAUGGAGUGGGAUGAAGGAAGAAUUGCUGCUAAUAAGUUGCUAUCAACAGAGAAAUCUGCUAGAAUGUAUGCUGAUCGCUUGACAGAGCUUGCCGUCAAGUUGGAAUUUGAUGGUUGGCUGAUUAAUAUGGAGGUUCAAUUGAGCUUGGAGCAAAUACCUAACAUGGAGGCAUUUGUCAGCCAUUUAACUCAGUCUAUGCAUGCCUACAUGCCUGGGUCAUUGGUCAUAUGGUAUGACAGUGUGACAAAAGAUGGUGCUCUUCAAUGGCAGAAUCAGCUGAAUGACUACAAUAAGCCUUUCUUUGAUAUAUGUGAUGGCAUAUUUAUAAAUUAUACCUGGAGAGAAGACUAUCCAGGGAGCUCUGCUGCUAUUGCUGGGGGGAGGAAGUUUGAUGUGUACAUGGGCAUUGAUGUUUUUGGGAGGGGUACAUAUGGUGGUGGACAAUGGAAUACAAAUGUUGCACUUGAUGUACUAAAGAAGAAUGAUGUGUCAGCUGCCAUAUUUGCUCCUGGAUGGGUCUAUGAAACUAAACAACCACCUGAUUUUCAAACUGCCCAAAACCGUUGGUGGGGCCUUAUUGAGAAGUCAUGGGGAAUUCUUAAAUACUAUCCAAAAGUUUUACCAUUCUACUCAAACUUCGAUCAGGGCCAUGGUUAUCAUUUUUCUGUUGAUGGUGUGCAAGUACUAAAUGAUCCUUGGAAUAACAUUUCUUGCCAAAGCUUUCAGCCUGUCCUUAACAAUAAUGUUGAUCAUACAACAAAUACAAUACAAGUCCUUAUUGAUUUUAAGGACACAUCUUAUAGUGGAGGAGGGAACAUCACAUUUAAAGGAACUCUUGAAGAAAACACUGAUUUCAGCACAAGGCUUUUUCAAGGAGAGUUACCUUUGGUUGAUCAACCAGUCUAUAUUUCAUAUUCUGUGAAGUCCAGUGGGAGCUCACUUCUGGGUCUGGCCCUUGAUUUCUUUUCAAGCACAAGUCAACAUACUUCAGUGCUUCUUGCUUCCUCAGGAAGAAACUUGCUCACCAUGAACCAGUUCUCAAGCAAAUUUAGUAAUAUAAUUAUGCCACAUCAAGUUAGAAUGGUGGAAGAAGAUGCUCAGAUGGGCCCUGGCUGGGUCAUACAGGAAAGUAGCAUCAUAAUGAAUGGUCAUACACUAACAGGAAUUCAUGCUGUCUGCUACAAGUUGAAGGGUGACCCUAAUACAUUGCCAUCAGAGCCAGACGCACAAGGUGCUAAUUCAGUUGCUGCUUCAUUAGAAUAUUAUGCAUCACUUGGUCAUAUCACAAUCAAAACUAAAAAGAACUCAGAUUUCCCACCCUCAACAUCAUGGUUGGUUGAGAGUCAAUAUAUUUCAUGGGCAUCAGGUCCUGAGAGUGCAAGGACAUUGAGCAUUAAGAUCAUCUGGCAAUUAAAAGGUAGCAAGUCCCCGUUUCAGAGGUACAAUAUUUAUGUUAAGAAACUUGCAAAGAAAGCUGUUGAUGAUCUGGAUGGUGCAAUUGGAGAAAGUGAGGAGUAUCUUGGUGUUGCGCGAGUAGAAGCUUUUUACGUAUCUGAUCUUGUAGUUCCUCAGGGCAUUUCAAGUCUCAAGUUCCUUAUUCAAGUAUGUGAUGUUGAUGGGGCUUGCCAGAAGCUAAAUGAUUCUCCAGAACUUCUCAUGGAUGUUUAAGGCUAUCAUACCCUAUUUGAAUGAAUUCAGUGGGAUUCAGCACUGUUUGGCUGGGAUUGCAGUUAAUCAAUGCCAGUGGGAACUCAAUCCAAUUAUAAAACUGAUUUAGCUACAUCGACAUAAAUUUGUGUUAAGUUUGCUUGAA